GGAUUAUAUAGAGACCUGAGUGAAAACAACACAGGGAAUUUCUCACAAUAAUAAUGACUUCAGCACAUAAAGUAUCUGAUCUGAGGAUCAUUCUAUUGGGUAAGACUGGAGCUGGAAAAAGUGCCACAGGGAACACCAUCCUGGGCAGAGACGCAUUUGAAGAGACCAAUAUAAUGUGUGAGAAACAGAAAGGAGUGGUGGGUGGAAAGACCAUCGCUGUAGUUGACACUCCGGGACUAUUUAAUACAUCUAUUACUGAAGAUCAGUUGAAGGCUGAAAUUGAGAACUGUAUUGUGAUGUCUGCUCCUGGUCCACAUGUGUUUCUGCUGGUGAUCAAACUGGGAGUGAGAUUCACAAAAGAAGAGAGGGACACAGUGAAAUGGAUUCAAGAGAACUUUGGAGAAGAGGCUUUGGGGCGUACCAUCAUUCUGUUCACUCAUACUGAUCUGCUAAAGGGUUACUCUUUAGAUGAGUACAUCAGGAAAAGCAACUAUUUACCAGAAAUAGUUGAUAGUUGUGGUGGCAGAUAUCACUCAUUCAACAAUGAGGACAAAAGCAAUAAAGGUCAGGUCUCAGAUCUGUUGCAAAAGAUAAAAAAAUUGAUAGGGGAAAAUGGAAUGAGGAAUUACACUCAUGAGAUGUUUAAAACAACUCAACAGAACAGAAACACAACAGAAAUUACAUGGAAGGACAGAAUGAAGCUUCCAAAAGUUCCAAUUGGUUUGUGCUUAAUUGUAUUAAUAGGAUGUUUAUUACUAGGAACACACUAUCUGAAAAAGGAGCAAGAACAGAAGCAGAAACUGAAAACGGAGCUCCGAAUUAAUAAACAAGAGCAGCAGCAGCUGAAACAUAAGCUCACAAAGAAGGAACAGGAAAAUCAGAAGCUGACAAAUUAUUUACAAGAGAAAGAACAGAAGGGGCAGCAGCUGACAAAUGAGCAGAUACAAAAGAAACAGGAGGAAAAGGAGCUGCAAAAUGACAUCAUACAGAAGGAACAGGAGGAGCAGCAGCUGAAAAAUGACAUCAUUCAGAAGGAACAGGAGGAGCAGCACCUGAAAAAUGACAUCAUUCAGAAGGAACAGGAGGAGAAGGAGCUGCAAAAUGACAUCAAACAGAAGGAACAGGAGGAGAAGGAGCUGCAAGAUGACAUCAAACAGAAGGAACAGGAGGAGAAGGAGCUGCAAGAUGACAUCAAACAGAAGGAACAGGAGGAGCAGCAGCUGAAAAAUGACAUCAUACAGAGGGAACAGGAGGAGCAGCUGAAAAAUGACAUCAUACAGAGGGAACAGGAGGAGCAGCUGAAAAAUGACAUCAUACAGAGGGAACAGGAGGAGCAGCAGCUGAAAAAUGAGCUCCUACAGAAGGGAGAGGAGAAGCAGCAGCUGAAAAAUGAGCUCCUACAGAAGGAAGAGGAGAAGCAGAAGCUGAAAAAGAAGCUCUUACAGAAGGAAGAGGAGAAGCAGAAGCUGAAAAAGAAGCUCCUACAGAAGGAAGAGGAGAAGCAAAUGCUGAAAAAUGAGCUCCUACAGAAGGAAGAGGUGAAGCAUAAGCUGAAAAAGAAGCACCUACAAAAGGAACAGGAGGAGCAGCAGCUGAAAAAGGAGCUUCUACAGAAGGAACUGGAGGAGAAGCAGCUGAAAAAGGAGCUCCAACAGAAGGAACUGGAGGAGAAGCAGCUGAAAAAGGAGCUCCAACAGAAGGAACUGGAGGAGAAGCAGCUGGAAAAGGAGCUCCUACAUUAUGAGAAGGAGCAACAGGUGAAGCAGCAAUAGCAUCAACAUCAGCAGCAAGAGCAUUAGCAGCAGCGGGGAAAGUGACCACACCAGAAAGAGUAGCAGCAGUAGCUGCAUUAGCAGUUGUAGGAGGAGGAGCAUCAGUAACAUUGAUAUUAGAACUGAUAUAAUAAGUGAAACUGUAGUUUACUGCAUAUUUACAACUUUAGAUUUUCAGAUUGGAUUUAAACAUUUACUUGAUACAUAUAAUUUUACUGCCCAAUGUCGUUAUAAACAUUGUGAAAUGACACUCUUCUCUUUAUUAGAAUGUAGUUUAGGUAUGUCAUGAUUUGGGAAUUAUUGUUUUAUUGUUUUUAUUUCAAUCAUUUCAAUAAAUAAUUAUUUAAACGACACUUAUACACAUAAUAAAAAUCAGUGCUUGAAUUUGAGUUCACAAGAACAUGAAACAGUCCUGGAACAUACAGUAUCAGCAAUGGUGUCAAUACAGUGGUGUAAAUUGUGCAUCUUUGAA
Messenger RNA from Xyrauchen texanus (razorback sucker), 2244 nucleotides. RefSeq lists its product as uncharacterized. Gene Ontology annotation, molecular function: GTP binding. The transcript has 2 exons. Lineage: Eukaryota; Metazoa; Chordata; Actinopteri; Cypriniformes; Catostomidae. The coding region runs from base 54 to 1772 and encodes 572 amino acids. The record is from RefSeq and is a predicted model, not a curated record.